Molecule: messenger RNA, 2852 nt
Organism: Octodon degus (degu)
Lineage: Eukaryota; Metazoa; Chordata; Mammalia; Rodentia; Octodontidae
Gene: Mkrn1
Product: makorin ring finger protein 1
Exons: 8
Coding region: 209-1447 (412 amino acids)
Biological process (GO): protein polyubiquitination
Molecular function (GO): ubiquitin protein ligase activity; metal ion binding
Source: RefSeq, a predicted model, not a curated record
GAGGACGCACGCUGCGGGCCGCCGUUCGAGGGCCCGCAGCGCAGGCGGACGCGACGCGGGGCUGACGCGGAGCGAGCCAGCGCCGCGGUCUCUUUCCCUUCCCUCCCAUUCUUCUCCUCCCCUUCCCUCGCAGCGGUCUCCCCGCCGGCGGACCGGAACUAUGUGAUCCCGGAAGUUCCGGGGCCACUGCUGUGUGGGAUAAACAGUAAUGGCGGAGGCUGCGGCUCCCGGAACAACAGCCACAACAUCAGGAGCGGCAGCGGCCUCCCUCGCCCCUCUCCCCACCGUCGCGGCUCCGUCGCCGGGGGCGGGCGGGGGGGGCGGCGGCAGCGGCGGCGGCUGGACCAAGCAGGUCACCUGCAGGUAUUUCAUGCAUGGGGUUUGUAAGGAAGGAGAUAACUGUCGCUACUCACAUGACCUUUCUGACAGUCCCUAUGGUGUAGUGUGCAAGUAUUUCCAGCGAGGGUACUGUGUGUAUGGAGACCGCUGCAGAUAUGAGCACAGCAAGUCAUUGAAACAGGAAGAAGCAGCUGCUACUGAUACUGCUUCUGGGUGUGCAGAGGCCCCCGUGCAGGGCCCAGGGCCCAAGGCGGAGUCCGAGAAGGAGCCAGCUGCGGUGGAGACCAGGAAGCAGCUGUGUCCCUAUGCCGCCGUGGGCGAGUGCCGCUACGGGGAGAACUGUGUGUACCUGCACGGCGACGCCUGCGACAUGUGCGGGCUACAGGUCCUGCACCCGGUGGAUACAGCCCAGAGGUCCCAGCACAUAAAAUCUUGCAUCGAGGCCCAUGAGAAGGACAUGGAGCUGUCCUUUGCCGUGCAGCGCAGCAAAGACAUGGUGUGUGGCAUCUGCAUGGAGGUGGUGUAUGAGAAAGCCAACCCCAGUGAGCGCCGCUUCGGCAUCCUCUCCAACUGCAGCCACACCUACUGUCUCAAGUGUAUUCGCAAGUGGAGGAGUGCUAAGCAAUUUGAGAGCAAGAUCAUAAAGUCCUGCCCCGAAUGCCGGAUCACAUCUAACUUUGUCAUUCCAAGUGAGUACUGGGUGGAGGAGAAAGAAGAGAAGCAGAAACUCAUUCAGAAAUACAAGGAGGCAAUGAGCAACAAGGCAUGCAGGUAUUUUGAUGAAGGCCGUGGGAGCUGCCCAUUUGGAGGGAACUGUUUUUACAAGCAUGCGUACCCUGAUGGCCGUAGAGAGGAGCCACAGAGACAGAAAGUGGGAACAUCAAGCAGAUACCGGGCCCAACGGAGGAACCACUUCUGGGAGCUCAUUGAGGAAAGAGAGAACAGCAGCCCUUUUGACAACGAUGAAGAGGAGGUGGUCACCUUUGAGCUGGGCGAGAUGUUGCUUAUGCUUUUGGCUGCAGGUGGGGACGACGAGCUGACUGACUCUGAGGAUGAGUGGGACUUGUAUCACGAUGAGCUGGAAGACUUUUAUGACUUGGACCUAUAGCAGCUUUGCAUGGCGAGGGAACGGCCUGCCGAGCCUCAGACAGUAGCUGUCCUCUGUGCCGCAUGGCAGUGUGUUGCUCUCCUAGGCAGGCCUCAACUCCAGGUGCUGUCGUGACCACUUACCAGGGCCUGUUCUCCACCCCACUUCCCCAAGAGUGUGUCGUUUUCUCUGUUUCAAAAAGUUACAAAAAUAAAUCUUCAAGUUAGCUUUUUUUGUAACAUCUAUUUAACUGUCAGACAGUUAGCAUAGGGUUGUUGAGUCACCUGUUUUUGGCCUGGUUGUGUUUAUGGACUUUCCACACUCAUUUCAAGGCUCCCAGGUUCAAAUGGAAAAGCACCGGCUGUGCUUGGUGGUCCAAGAGUAGGGCUGACGGGUGAAGGGACCUGAGCUGGCAAGUAAGUAGCCUUCUGUUCUGGAGAUAGCAGUGGGUCCUGCGCUGCGGGGAGCCCUGCGCGUCUGUGUUCAUGUCUGCUCCUUCCUUGUGACCCCACCCCACGUGGUUGUCCUGUGGUUCUGGUCUCUUGUUUCAUUGCACUCAUGGAUACUACUGGGGCAGCUAGAAUCAGCUGUGAGUGUGAGCUUAGUGUGACAGGAGCACUUCGGAAAGACACACAUGGUGUCAGUGGCUUCCACGAGUACAGGGUUGGUGGUGGACACCCAGAAGCCGAAGACAAGGUGUGUGAGCAUAAGCAGGCGUGCAAGAAGCUUCCGCCCCUGCAUAGACGCAGGUAUUUCUUAGGGUUAGCGGACAGACUUCGUUUCGUGGUGUCAGCCCCUUGUUGCCCAUAGAUCUGAAAGGACAAAGCAGUGAAAGGUAGUUAAUGUAACCGGGCGAACUGUCUAGUUACCAGUCAGUUAGCCAGGGAGGUUAGUGACCCGGUUACGCCAUCUACCAGUACCCACUGGUGCUUGGUUAUACAGUGUUGGGUUUCUUUUGUGUUUUAUGGUCUCGCCUUUCUGGUCCAGGCACUUUUGAACACGCUUUGUCCUGGUUGAGGCUUCUGGUUGGUGUAGGAGCUGUUUGUUUCAGUCGUGCUGCCUCGGCCCAUCCCGCGCCGUGCAGGCAGGCAGACAGACGUGACGGAAGGUGCACAUCGUAGCGUUGUAGCUGGUUGGCAGCAUAAGUCACACUUCCUCUAAGGGGGAGGGGUUCAUGGGAUAAGCUGAGGUAACUUGUUAGAAGAACUCCUCCCUGGGAAGUUUAUCUUUACAUUUUGUCACUCUGAUUCCUGAAAAUAACUUGGGAAAUGUUCCUGAUUUGUCCAUCUACUGCUCUGAUUCCUCAGACCCCGCCCAUUGUUUCACUUUAAAAAAAACCAAGUUAAUUGUUGGCAGAGGUCUCUGUAUUUUACAGCUGCCCUUUUGUAAGAAGCACUUUUCCCAAAUAAACAAUUUUAAAAACUUA